Messenger RNA from Linum tenue, 3733 nucleotides. Lineage: Eukaryota; Viridiplantae; Streptophyta; Magnoliopsida; Malpighiales; Linaceae. The record is from the annotation of a GenBank genome assembly.
AGUGGCUGAAAUUUCUUCCCAGUGAAAUACAGUCCGGAGAAAGAAAAAAGAACCCCCGAAGUCCCCAACUCCAAUCGAAUUAGCAUCACCCGCCAUGGAAACCCUCUCAAGCUCCAUCUCCACCUUCAAAGCUCCGUUCGUCCAUCCUCCAUCUCGCGAAGCCUUUCCCUUCAGAACUCUCACCGCAGCCCUCCACCCGCUCCAUCCUCACCUCGCCGCCAAACCCAAUUCUUCCCGCCCGGCCUCCAAAUCCCGAACCGCUUCCCCAACCUUCUCCCUCCGCACGCCCAAACCUCCCGCUACCCCCGCCGCCCCGGCUCCGGAAACCCACCGGAGUCCAGCGAGCGGCUACGCGGCGGCGCUUGUCGACAUAGCUCGCUGCAGAGGCGCCCUCGACAGAGUCCGGCGGGACGUCCGGAGGCUCUCCAGGCUGCUGAAGCCCGACCCGAUCCGGAAUUUCCUGGCCGACCCGAUGAUGGGCGGCGAAGAGAAGGCGGAAUUGGUCAAGGAGCUGGGGAAGAGAGGGGGAACCGGCGAGCUUCUGAUGGGUCUUGUGAAGGUGUUGGCUGGGAGAAACAGGGUUGGAGUUUUGGCUGAGGUGCUGAUGGAGUUCGAGAGGAUUUGUGACGAGAUGUUGGGGACGCAGCUGGUGCUGGUCCCGUCGGCGAAGAAGAUGGAAGGAAGCGAUCUGAUUCGAAUUGCUCGGAGCGUGCACAGAAUCAGCGGCGCCGCGACCGUGAAAGUGAGGAACUUGGUCGACGAGGAAGGAAUUCCGGCCGUCCUCAGCUCUUUAAUGUCACAAGUUCCGCCGCCGAUCUCAGUGUAAACUCCCUCACGGGAGUCGUCGUUUCCGUUUUGGUUCAUUUGACUGGUGUUGUAGUUCAUAAUUUACCAAGAUACGUUUGCCGGCGCUAUGCCGCCGAUCUAUCAUCACAAGUUUCCGGCUAUUCGUGUGGUUGAACCACGGCAAGGAAUGGAAAUCAAUUUGGCCAAAGCAAUCAAAUAUGUAUCACGGGGUUGAGCUAAGAAAGGGCUUGUAACUUUGGGGUUAAAAAAAAAAAAAAAUGAGGGAAAAAAACUUAGGAGGUGCAGUGCCGAGAAGAUUUGAAGCAUUGGGAGGCCGUGGUACCACUCCCAAGUUGAGGAGGACAGUAGCGUCAUCUGGUCAUUAGGGUUCUUAGAAUUCGUUGGUGGAUUUGUGCCUUUUCUAAUCGAGGAGCUUGAAAUUAAUGGGGAGCGGAAGCAAGAGAGAUAGGGAUUCCCGAAGAUCAACUUCGAACCGAGGCAAGGGCAGAGAAUCGGACGACUCCGAGUCGCAAUCUUCUUCCGGCGAGUCGGCGAGUCGCGACUCCUCUCCUCGGGGUAGGAGCUCCCGGAGUCGCCGCCAAGAGCGUAGCACCCAUGGCCGGAGCAGAAGCCGUCGUGGGAGUACUCGCAAGGACCGCAGCUCUAGUGACUCCGACAGCGAUAGCGACGAUCAUAGAGGCAAGAGGAAGAAAUCGUCGAGAAAAGUUUCUGAACAAGAAAUUGCCGAGUACUUGGCGAAGAAAGCUCAGAGGAAGGCUAUGAAAGUUGCCAAGAAAAUGAAGGCGCAGUCCGUCUCUGGCUAUUCGAAUGACUCCAAUCCUUUCGGUGAUUCGAAUUUGAAUGAAAAAUUUGUAUGGAGGAAGAAGAUUGAGCGUGAUGUUGGCCAAGGCGUGCCAUUAGAUGAUUUUUCGAUGAAAGCAGAGAAAAAGAGGCAAAAGGAAAGAAUGGCGGAGAUAGAGAAAGUGAAAAAGAGAAGGGAGGAGAGGGCACUCGAGAAAGCACAACACGAGGAAGAAAUGGCAUUGUUGGCAAGAGAACGUGCAAGGGCUGAAUUCCAAGACUGGGAGAAAAAGGAGGAUGAGUUCCAUUUUGAGCAAAGCAAAGUCAGGUCUGAGAUCAGGGUUCGUGAAGGGCGAGUUAAACCAAUUGAUGUUUUGGCAAAGCACUUGAAUGUCUCAGAUGAUCUGGACAUCGAAAUAAAUGAACCAUAUAUGGUUUUUAAGGGUUUGACAGUUAAAGAAAUGGAGGAACUUCAUGAUGACAUCAAGAUGCACUUGGAUAUGGAACGAACAACACAAACACAAGUGGAUUAUUGGGAGGCCCUCUUGGUGGUUUGUAACUGGGAACUAGCUGAAGCUAGGAAAAAAGAUGCUCUUGAUCGAGCUAGAGUACGUGGUGAAGAACCUCCCGCAGAGUUGCUUGCAGAAGAAAGAGGUAUGCAUCGUGGCAUUGAAUCAGAUGUGAGAGAUCUUUUGGAAGGUAAGACCUCCAGCGAGCUGGAUGCAGCCAAAUCCAAGAUCGAGCUGUUGUUGAGUUCUGGAGAAGCAAGGGUCGUCGAGUAUUGGCAGGCUGUCCUGAAGCGACUCCAGAUUUACAAGGCAAAGGCCAUUCUGAAGGAGAUCCAUGCUAAGAUGUUGCGAACCCAUUUGAACCGUCUUGAACCAACUUCAGAAAUUGACUACAAGUCAGAAAGCGACCAUGAUUUAAGGCCGAUUAAGGAGGAAAGUGAGCCUGAGGAGAAAGUUGACUAUCUUGUAGAAGAUCUUGAGCCCUUUCCCCAGGAGCCUGUGGAGGAAACUCAAGAGCCAGAAGAGGAAGAGGCUGGAUCAUUCUCUCCAGAGCUCUUACAUGGCAAUGAUGAUGAUGAUGAAGCAGUGGACCCUGAAGAGGACAAGGCUAUAUUGGAAAAGAAGCGGAUGGCUGUGCUGGAGGAGCAGCAGAGACGGAUCCAAGAAGCGAUGAAAUCAUCGAAACCGCCUCUGCCUCCACCUCCGGAGGAGACCCAAUUCGAGAUGAAAGCGUUCAAAGCCAUGGGAACGAUGGAGGAAGGUGAUGCAGUGUUCGGAUCUGGUGCGGAAGUGAGCCUGGACUCGCAGGUGUAUUGGUGGCACGACAAGUACCGGCCCAGGAAGCCUAAGUACUUCAACAGAGUGCACACCGGUUAUGAGUGGAACAAGUACAACCAGACCCACUAUGACCACGACAACCCGCCUCCGAAAAUAGUUCAGGGUUACAAGUUCAACAUCUUCUACCCUGACCUCGUCGACAAGAUCAAGGCUCCAAUAUACACGAUUGAGAGGGACGGGAGCAGCGACGAGACCUGCAUCAUCCGGUUCCAUGCUGGACCACCUUACGAGGACAUUGCUUUUCGGAUUGUGAACAAGGAGUGGGAAUACUCUCACAAGAAGGGAUUCAAAUGCACGUUUGAGCGUGGGAUAUUGCAUGUCUACUUCAACUUCAAACGUCAUCGCUACCGCCGAUGAUUUACGAGCAGCCUUAUCGGGAACUUUAUAUUUCCUUCUGCCAUUAGAGCAGAGUUGGCAGAUUUUGUUUUUGUUUUUAGAGUAGAGACUACUUAGGAUCUUACGGACUUGUUUGUGUAUCAGUGUAUGGUAUCAUCUUUCAUGUAAUUUUGUGAAUCUAUGUAACUUUUGGAUUGAACCAUUAAGUUUUAGCCUGCAAACUUAGCAUUGAGUAUUUCGAAAGUAACUAUUACGGGUUGUUUGAUAGUUGGGUUUUGGGUGCUGAUUUGGUACUCAUUUUCAUGGUUUCACAAAAUCCAAUGUUUGGCAGCACAGGAAAUGGGGAAUGAAAUCCAGGAAACAUGGGUUUGUAAAGUCUUUGUUUCCAUAUUCGUGGACCUUUGUAGAAAAUGCUGAAGCAGAAUGGAAGAAAAGCAAUUCAUUUUAUAUAAUUCGAGUUAUAC